Molecule: messenger RNA, 657 nt
Organism: Penicillium egyptiacum
Lineage: Eukaryota; Fungi; Ascomycota; Eurotiomycetes; Eurotiales; Aspergillaceae
Source: the annotation of a GenBank genome assembly
AUGUUCGCAGAGACCUUUGACCCGGCUGCUUUCCACAGCAUCUUUUCUCUUCAUGAUGCUGACAGGCAGUUUCGAGAAAGGAAUGGUGUUUCUUUCGUGGAGACCAAGCUAAAAUCCCUUAUUCUGCAACACGGAGUUGAAAAGAUUUUUGGAGUCGCUCUUGUUCAUCGUCAUUUUGACCUGGAAGAGGGAACAAUUCUCGUGGAAAAGGACAUGGUCACAGCCCCAUGGCGGUCCGACAAUUCUUUUGCGAAGCAUGGCGGGAAGAUUAUCCCGACUUCAUGGUUUUGCAGGGAGGGUAAUGUCUUCCCUUAUGAAUUCGGGUUUGUCCCUUAUUCCAAGACCGAUCCCCCAAGACUUGAAGAGUAUGCAUCAUUUGUUGAAGCAUUUUUUGACACUGUCAAUCUUUACGAGCUUGGGGAUUCCGUCGGUAUCCGUCGUCUUUCUGGGAACGAAUCUACGGGAAUGUUGGAAUGCACCGAGGGCAAAGUGAAUAUCAUGUUUUCGAGCAACGAGAUCCCCGUCGAAUAUUUGCGGAGCGGAACGGAAACCAUGUGGUUUUUUGAUAGCCAACCACCGUAUCGCACGUAUCGAUGUGUGUGUACGAACACAGGCAGCUCCGAGAACCCAAACCACAAUCAUAUUGACCAGCCCUAA